Messenger RNA from Lycium ferocissimum, 1603 nucleotides. RefSeq lists its product as uncharacterized. The transcript is spliced from 2 exons. The record is from RefSeq and is a predicted model, not a curated record. Lineage: Eukaryota; Viridiplantae; Streptophyta; Magnoliopsida; Solanales; Solanaceae. Bases 205 to 1095 code for a protein of 296 amino acids. Gene Ontology annotation, cellular component: plasma membrane.
AAAAAGUUCCUAAAUAAUAUUUUCUUACUUGAGUUCUCUCUUCCACAUUUUAAUACCAAAAUUUUCGCCUUGGUUUUUUUCUAAAAUAUAUCAAAGUAUUUUCUCAAUUUCCAUUCUCUCCUAGAAUCUCCGGGAAAGAAACCAAUCGUCCUUUCUCCCUUUCUUUUUUGAUAAGAAAGGGGGGAAGGGGACAAAAUUAUAACCAUGACAGAUUCUUCUGCCGAUGAUAAAAAAGAAGAAACGAAACCAGUUUUAGGUUUUCCACAUUCUGAACAAUUUCCUCAAUCAGAUCAUAAUUUUGCCCCGCCUUAUUCUAAUUCUGGUUAUCACUAUCCUCCACCAUAUGAUCAAUAUCCAUAUCAGUACCCACAACCCUUUUAUUACUACCCGAAUUGCCAACCUAAUUACUAUAACGACGACAACAACAACAAUAUCCCGCAACCCCAAUUAUCCAACGUAGCCCCACCAAAAAGAAAGAUUAUAACUUUUUGUAGAGUCUUUUUUUGCCUUAUAGUUGUUCUAAUUUUGAGUGUCAUUAUUUAUUUAGUAGUUCAAUGGUGGACACGUUAUGCAUGGUACCCCGACUUUGAGGUUGCAUCAUUUGUUGUACAUUCUUUCAACAUAUCAAACUACCAUAAGUUGACAGCCGAUUGGGAAAUAGACGUGAACGUGAUAAAUCCAAAUAAGAAAGUGGAAAUUAGUUUCGAGUACAUAGCAACUAGCUUGGAGUACAAGUUUCAACUACUGCAAUCGUCGUUCAGCGUGCCCAUUAAUGUGGCAAGAAAAAGCAAUGCUAAGUUUCAUGUUGAUUUUGAUAUUCCGAAUUUGAAUCAGAAGAACAUUGGAGGUCUUGUAGUGAAGGAUAUGGCUCGAGAUCGGAGAAAAGGUCAUAACUUGUUAAUUGAUCUGAGGAUAGAAGGUAUAAUAAUGAAUAUACCUAACAACGGUAGCCCCAAAAGAACGGUGGAAGUUAGAUGUGAAAAUUUAAUGUUGAAGUUCAAGAAUUCUUCUAGCUUGCCAGAGUGGGUAGGUUCUAUAAAAAAAUAUAAACAUGAGUGCGAUUACGAAGACAAUUGGUGGGAUUACAUAUGGUAAACUUCGUGAAAUUUCAUUGGUGUACACCUCAACAAGGAGAGGCUACAAGUGACCUUAUUAACCAUAUCUUACAACAUCGAGGAACAUGGUGAGAUGGAUUCUUCAUCUUUAAGCAGAGUCUCGAGUUUUGAGUCUUGACAAUGGGGAGCGCUUCCUUUUUGGCACGAAGCGCUGCUAUGCGUACCCUCUUUCACCAGCAACAUGUCCUUUUUCUUUUUUUAGUAGAUUGAUAUGCUUAAGCUAGUAUACUAGGUAUCAAGCGCAUGACUUAGAGUGAUAAAGCAUAGACAUGAAUUUUACAAAUAGUUUAAGUUAUAUACACUAUUAGUGUGUCAAUUUUUAGGUUAUGUUUACUCAUUGUAGCAGAUAACUUGCUUUAUUUUCAAGAUUAGAGAUCUCACGAUCUUAUGAAGGCAUAUCUGUAAAUAUUCUUUGAUAACUUGAUAAUGUAAAACUUUUUGUACACACAAUGUAUAUAACUUAAAUUUUUGUUACUUCUUCUCUCUCU